Messenger RNA from Protopolystoma xenopodis, 828 nucleotides. The record is from the annotation of a GenBank genome assembly. Lineage: Eukaryota; Metazoa; Platyhelminthes; Monogenea; Polystomatidea; Polystomatidae.
AUGAGGUUCGUCAUACGACGGACCAAAGCUCAGCACCUUUUCGCCGGAAUCGAAGAAGAUUGCCUCGGAAACAGCGUCAGCAUGAAUCUUCCUGUAAAGCCAAUCGACAGCUGAUGGGGACUUGAGCAGUGGACGUUUGAGAUCAGAGGCCAGACGUACACCACAACAGAAUUGUCACGACAACUAAAAACUCCCUCAAAUCAAAAGGCAUCAGAGGUUAACGGAACCUUCAGCAUUGAACUUGAUGUGCAAUAUGCCUCCAUUUUGCACACCGACAAAGUAACUGGUCGUUUGAUGGGUCGUCAAAGAGAGGUGUCUCCUCCUCACACUCCGGCACACAUGACGACACCUGCAAGGAGGCUUGAUGCGUGCGAGCGUGGGGAUUCUGUUGUGAGGACGAGUAAACCCACUGUCUCAGACAAGCGUACAAUUUUGUCUGAUAAACUGAAAAACCGCUGUCGCAGUCGCAAGCAGGACAGCAACAAGGAGGAAUGUGGGGAAGAGAGUCCCCGAAAUAUUCAUAAUCACCAUCACGAUUCGUAUGGAGCCCGUGGGAAUAAUCAUAGGAUUAGCAACCGAAUGAAAACUACUACUAUCACUGUUGCCUCUACUGCUCAAAUUAUGUCGACCUCAAUCUUCACUGUCAUGCCUCGUCUCCAUCAAAGUCGUGAACACCUUCAAGGCUACGCUGCUCAGACGUACACUUCAACGUGGAAACUUUUAGGGGACCUACACAAGAAGAUUUGCUUUUAUCGAAGAAAUGCAUCUGCUUGGAAUUCCACAUUGUCUUCUGGCAGCAACUGUCGUCAAUGCCUGCAACAGGGGUGA